This is a messenger RNA of Acanthoscelides obtectus, 3799 nucleotides long. The record is from the annotation of a GenBank genome assembly. NCBI's taxonomy places the organism in Eukaryota, Metazoa, Arthropoda, Insecta, Coleoptera, Chrysomelidae.
AGGUCAGAGCGACUGGAAAAAUGUACGCUUGUAAGAAGUUGGAAAAAAGAGGAUUAAGAAACGGAAAGGAGAAGCUAUGGUACUAAUAGAAAAACAAAUAUUACAAAAGAUUAAUUCAAGGUUUGUCGUGAACCUUGCAUACGCUUAUGAAACAAAGGACGCCCUCUGCCUAGUGCUGACCAUCAUGAACGGAGGCGACCUAAAGUUCCACAUUUACAACAUGGGCGGUGAUCCCGGCCUAGAUAUAACAAGGGCUAGAUUUUAUGCAGCAGAAGUCGUUUGUGGACUUGAACAUCUACACCAGCAGGGCAUUGUAUAUAGAGACUGUAAACCUGAAAAUAUUCUUCUAGACGACACAGGUCACGUGAGGAUAUCCGAUUUAGGAUUGGCUGUCGAGAUUCCGGAAGGAGAGUCUGUAAGGGGUAGGGUUGGAACAGUAGGAUAUAUGGCACCGGAAGUAAUCGACAACGAACGUUACACAUUUUCUCCUGAUUGGUUCAGUUUUGGCGUGCUGUUAUACGAAAUGAUAGAAGGCCAAGCUCCGUUCAGGGCGCGAAAAGAAAAGGUAAAACGGGAAGAAGUAGAUAGACGCGUGAAAUUCGAUCAGGAAAAGUACUCGAACCGUUUCAGCGAAGAUGCAAAGUUGCUGUGCCAACAGCUGCUGGUGAAGUCGCCUAGGGAACGACUUGGAGGAGGCAUGGGACGAGCGGGAGCGGUGAUGGUGAAACAGCACGCUUUUUUUCAGUCAAUCAACUGGAAAAGACUCGAAGCGGGUAUGGUGGAACCUCCGUUUGUACCGGACCCGCAUGCAGUAUAUGCCAAAGACGUCCUGGACAUCGAGCAGUUCUCAACUGUGAAAGGUGUGAACAUUGAUGACAGUGACUCAACGUUUUAUAGUAAAUUUAACACGGGUUGUGUUUCGAUACCUUGGCAGGCGGAAAUGAUCGAGACCGAUUGCUUCCGCCAGUUGAAUGUGUUCGGGCCGAACUAUAGCAGGACUCCGGAUUUAGUUCUAGAACCAAUAGUGAUUUCUGAAAAUGAAGGCUGUUUCCCGUUCAGGCGGAAGAAAAAGCAGCUGCCGCGAAGUCGACCGAUACCGAUAAACCCCGCCUACUUACCUCAAACUGGCCCAGACAGAUGAUAGCAGUGAUUUUAACGCAAUAUAGGUGAAAGCAACAGUCAAACGUAUUCGGGUUCAACUAGACUUGUCUGGUUUUGACAGAUAUUCUGUGUUAUUUUACAAUUUAAGUUUAAAGUUCAGAAACGAAUAGGAUUUUCAGCUUGAACUAUUUCAAUUCAGAAAACUACAGCAUCACAAGGUGUGUUCAAAAAAUAAUAGGAAUUUUCGUUUUUUUUUUAAAUAUUCAUUUAAUGUUGUCGCCUUCAAAAUAGUCCUCAUUGGAUAUGAUGCACUUCUCCCAAUCAUCGAAACGCUUCUCAAACCUGAUCUUGGGGAUAACGUUUAGCUUUUUCAUAGAUGCGGUUUUAAUGUCAUCUAUGCUUGUAAAACUACGGCUCAUUAAGGUUCUCUUUAAUCUUCGAAACAGGAAAAAGUCACACAGUGCCAAGUCUGGCGAAUAUGGAGGCUGAGGCAUCGCUCCAGUAUUAUUUUUCGCCAAAAAGUCACGAACAAACAAUGAAGUGUGAGCCAGAAAUUGUUUUUCCACAAAACCGGGCAUUUUUUUUUAUUGAUAUACGCACACGUAUACGAGGUUUGUCCGAAAAAUACGUAUAAAAGUGGAAUAAUAACUUAAUUUUACAGAUACACUUCCGCCAACGCCGUGUCCACUGUUGAUACCAACCAAUCCUCACGGCAAGCAACCCUCCUUGCUUUCCGUUCUGGAGUCAAGAGCUUCGUAACGAUUUUCGAGCACAAUUUUUUCGUUUCAAGUUUUUCUGGCAGAAUUUCGUGGACGAUUGUUUUGGGGAUUGACAGUUGGUCCUUUUUCCUGUCCUUUUUCCAAACACUCAAAAAUCUCACGACCAUUCUUGUCUAGCUUUACAAGACACUUGAUGUUGGUUCGCUCUUCCUCGAUCAGAGAGAGCUCCAUGCCAACGGCAGGUAAAAAAAGAGCUACUUUCAACAAGCACACUUAAAUCCGGUUCGAACUGAGCAUAGAGGAGAUUGCAGGGAACCACCGGGCCACCCCUCCACAACGCCCCGAAUUUUUUAUACGUAUUUUCCUGACAAACCUCGUACGUACUUUUUAUUGACCGUAAAAUCAUGUUUUACUCUAACAGCCUUUGUUAACAUUUCACACACUUUGUUACACUUUAUUUCAUUUUUACGCAAAAUUUGAAAGAAUACAAUUGUUUGAUCCGUUUCUUUUUACAAACUAAAAUCGAAGAUCUCGUAAAAACGCGUCUGCCUUUAGCGCCAAAGCAUUCAAUGAAAGUUUCAUCAUACUUUAGGGUCAUAAUAAAAAAAAUGACAAUCCUGCAGAGUUAAAAAAUAUCCGUUAUUUAUUUAACACACCUCGUAUAUCUAAAACACUCGGCAGAAAGAUGUUUUGACUAUUGAAUUUUAUCCAUCUUCGAAUAUUAAUUCUCGCUUAAAAUUGAAAAAUUUUAAGGAAACAUGCUAACGGUAGCUUGAGCUGACGAUCCUAUACUAUGUGUUUGCUAAGGUGUUUUACUCAUUUAUAUAGAAAGUUUUGACAGGAUGCUUUAUCUGUGAAAAAUAUUUUGCCAGUCAGAAGUGCCACCAAUAUUGUUUAUCAAUGCUGGCCGUUGAUCACAACAUAGCGCUUGUGUAGCGAUCACUGAAAGCUUUUCAGAAGCAACCUAACCUCUGAAUGGUCACAUGUCACUUGGUUUGUCAGUUGUCAGCUGUCAUCUAGACUCAAACAUCGAAAAAAAAAAUGGUAUAGUUAAAGAUUUAAGGAAGUAUUGUCAGUCCGUUUUAUGGCCUCCUUGGUUUUCAUAGUAUUUUCUCUCCUUCAGAAAGGCUGAGGUAUUUCUAGAUUUUUUUUUAUUGUGAGUCUAUGUUUUCUUGUUGAAUUUUAGGAAAUGUCUGGCUGAUAUAACAGAUGGUAUAAAUCAAAAGCAUGUACAAUUUAAUGCAAAUAGAUAUUUGAAACAUAACUUCAAAAUACUCGUAGAGUACACGGAGCAGUAGAAAACAAGGAGGCCAUAAAGGCGUCUACAAUUAUAGGGACGAUGCUUAAACAAAGCUUUAUCGUUUUGUAGCAUGAAAAGAACACCUGGUAAUUUAGUGGCUGAAUAGAGGUUGAUUUAUACUCAUCAGUUAUAUUUCCUUUUUACCUUGUCUGUUCAUCGAUUUUGAAAUGUUCAAUCAUAAUUUUCUGCAUCAGCUUUAUUUUAACCAAACCUCUACACUGUUUUCAAAGCAAACUCAAAACAUUGACUCCCAUAAAACAGUAUUUGAUGUAUCACAAAAAUAGCGACCGCUUAGCAAGGGUAUUAUGUAACCUUGAAAAGUAACAGUGUGUAAGAAUUUUUUUUAUUUCUCAACAUAGGCUCCUUGUAAUUCUACGGACUUCUCGCAGCGAUGCUCCCAUCUCUGUAACCGUCCAAAUAGUACUAUGCAAAAUAAUUGUUCACGAAGGUGAUUUUGCCUCUUCACUUGACGAAAAUCUCUGUCCUCGGAGCGCAAUUUUCAGAUGAGGGCACAGAGAGAUGUCGCUUGGGGCUAGAGCUGGUGAGUGAGGCGGAUGGUCAAGCAGUUCAAACCGUAACUCGUGGAUUUUCGCCGUGGCGACCGCUGAGGAUUGAGACGGUGCAGCAGGAUUUUUUUUUCUGCAAAUGUGGCAGUUUUUCCGCACGCUCUGCCUUCAGC